Molecule: messenger RNA, 1487 nt
Organism: Schistocerca nitens (vagrant locust)
Lineage: Eukaryota; Metazoa; Arthropoda; Insecta; Orthoptera; Acrididae
Product: nudC domain-containing protein 3-like
Exons: 7
Coding region: 66-1214 (382 amino acids)
Biological process (GO): protein folding
Cellular component (GO): cytoplasm
Source: RefSeq, a predicted model, not a curated record
CCCCCACCGUACAUCUUUGGUUUUGUUUAGUGUUCAGAACCGCGUAUGGCGUCAUAAAUUGAAAGAUGAGUGAAAAAUACGAUGGUCAGCUUGGAGAAAUACUUUCAGAUUUAGGACAUGCUGUUUCGUUUCUUGACUGCGUAUUCGGAUUCCUCCAUAGACGAACUGAUUUCUACCGACCAGAAGAUGGGCCGCCUGCGUCACACGAAGACAUUGAAAAAGUUGUUCUCGGCAUUUUCAGGAAGUGGCAAGAGCGCACUGAGACAGAACCGGUAUCAUACAGUGGAGAUGAUUUGCCAGUAGCUCAAGAAUAUGAGGUUGGUGAUGACAGCCUAGCACCUGGUAAUCGCCGAAUACUGAAAGCUGUUUCCCGAAAGAAGAAGACUGGAGCUAGUGAAAGAAGUGAAAUGGCUGUUGAUACUCCAAGCAGUUCCGUUGACAUUGACAGUGAAAUGACUGAUGUCAGUAUGACUGCGAAUGUUGGGAGCAGCUCUGACGAAGUAUGCAGCAGUCAGGAUGAAACGGGAAGUUUAGUUGACAAUGUUGGUAGCAGUACCGAUGAAACAGGUUGCUCUGGCAGUGGCAGCUCUGAUGACAAAUGUUUAGGAGCCCCAGGAGUGGAGGCAAUUGCUGUUUCCAGCUCUGACUGUUACAAUGGUGCUGUUAGGGACAACUACCGCUGGUCACAGACCAUCACAGACCUUGAUGUACAGGUAAUUGUGGGUCCAAAUGUACAAAAGGGCAGCACAGAUGUUAGAGUGUCAGUGACAUCAAACACAGUGAGAGUGGAGACACGUGAUAAAGAAGAUGAAUGGAAGACUGUAGUUGAUGGUGAACUAUGCUGGUUAGUAAACAGAGAAGAAUGCAUUUGGUCACUUGUCCCAGGCCAGUAUGUUCAGAUUCACUUGGAGAAAACAAAAGAGCGUUGGUGGGAGGCACUUCUUAAGUCAGAGCCAAAAAUUGAUUUAACACAGAUUGAUGCGAGUCGACCAAUGGAUGAGCUGUCUGAAGAAGAACACAUGAAGAUUGAAGAACUUAUGUGGAAUGAGCAGCGCAAAAUGAAGGGUCUGCCAACUUCUCAAGAACUGGGGCUGUCAAACAUUUUAAAGGAUGCAUGGGACAAAGAAGGGUCGCCUUUCAAGGGACGUCCCUAUGACCCUUCAUUGUUGAGUUUCGCAAGUGGUUCAUGCACUAUCCAACCAGAUGGGAACUAAAUAAAUUAUGUACACUUUUAAAGUUUCGUGAUGUAUUCAUCUUCAGAAGUUUAUUAUGAGUGUAGAGAUCCCACAACUCAGUUACAUCGUAUUGCACAGUUGCAUCGUAUUGCACAUGUUUUGUAAUAGAUAUACGGAAAAAUGUUGUGAUUUCUUUUUAGAAUUAUGAACCUCAUUUGUUUCUUCUUGUUUUGCCUGUCAUACUUUGAUUUGUCUCUUGUUCGAUCUGGAAUUUGUAUCAAAGUUGUGUGGAAAUGUGUAUUUUUCAUGAAC